AUGGCAUUCUCAGCGGCAGAACUCCAGAAAAGGCACGGGCUUGAGGGCGCUCCCGAUCCGUUCCCCACUCUCGGUAAUGCUCCCACUCCCAAUAACGGCGACUCGAGCUCUUCUGCUCCCGCGGUGGACUCGGUCGAUGCUUUCCCCUCGCUCGGCUCCUCUGCUGCUCCCGCCCAGUCUAUCGCGCAGCCCGCGGCGUCCCUCUGGGCCAAGGGUCCCUCGUCUAUCAAGACGUCCAAGUCAAAGGCUACCGCUCCCGGCGGUCUCGGCCGGUCCGGAGCUCCCACGGCCAACAGCCACCCGUUCUCCGACACCUUCUCGAUGCCCUCGGCGGACGUCGCGACCGGUAAGACCCUGUCCGACACCUUGAAGAAGGUGCAGGACCAGACGGGCGCGAUCGUCGAGAGCGCCACGCAGAUGGCUACGGGGCUCAAGACGUUCUAUAUCAAGGCGGCGGACCAGAAGCGCUUGACGUACGCUCGGCGGAUGAUUGAGCGGGGUCUCUCCAAGCCCGUCACUAUCGAGGUCGAGGUGCCUAUCUCCACCCUCGGCACGAUCAUCGGACCCAAGGGCAGCACGCUCAAGGGGAUCACGGACUCGACGCAGUGCAAGAUCGACAUUCCCCGGCGGGACACCUUGCCGGCGUACGAGCCCAAGGAGAAGGCGGAUGAGGAUGAUGAGGACGAGGACGAGGACGACGAGCCUCAGGUCAACAUCACCGUCUCGGGCCCCUCGGCGGCCUGUGCCGACGCCAAGGCCAAGAUCCUCGGUCUGAUCAGCCACAAAGUCAGCCAGUCGUCGGCGUCCAUCAAAAACAUCCCGUCCUCCUUCUACCCGUUCAUCGCUGGGCCGAAGGGGAGCAAGGUGCGCGAGUUGGAGGAACGGUAUGGGGAUGUCAAGAUCCACGUGCCACCCCCGGCGGUAUGGAAGGCGCUGGAAAAGCAGGGCGAGGAGGAUGAGGGAGCGGUCGAGCGGGACGUCAGCAUCAAGAUCAAGGGGGACAAGGAGAAUGUCAAGGCGGUCGUCGCCUUGAUCCAGAACCAGUACAAGGAUCUCUCGGAACAGAUGCGCGAACUCAAAAUUUCCAUCCCCAAGCGCCAACACCGGUUCCUCGUCGGCUCCACCGCGGAUGGGAUCCUGUCCCAGACGCAGUGUAUCGUCGAGCUCCCCUCUGUCGAGGACGCGAGCGACGUCUGCGUCAUUCGCGGUCCCCAAGCGGGUCUUAUCCCGGCCUUGACCAUUGUCAUGGACGAGGCCAACAAGGUCGCCGUCGAGACGGUGGAUGUCGUCGCUCUCCACCGGUCCGGCGGUUCGGAUGCCCUCGCUCACGCCAAGCGCAUCGUGCGGUUCUUCCAGCGUUCACAGAAGCUGCGUCAACUUGCUUCCGAGGGCGUCAAGAUCUUCCCUCCUUUUGCGUCUACCAUCUCGUCGUCCGGUAACGUCGUCAUUGACAUUGUCGGCGAGGACAAGGCGGCGGUUGCCAAGGCAAAGGAGCAGGUCACGCAGCUCGUCAAGUCCCUUCCUCCCUCAUCAGUCACUACGGUCGAGAUUGACUCGCUCGUCCAUGCCCUCUUGAUCGGCAAGAAGGGCGCCAAGAUUGCUCAAUUCGAGUCGGCCCAGAGCGUGACGACCGUUUUCCCCGCUCAAGCGGAAGAGUCGUCCGAGGUCGUCCUCGUCUACACCGGCUCGUCGACCGACAAAAAGGCGACGGCUUCUGCUCUCGACGCUGCCUCGGCGGCGCUUCAGGAGCUCGCGCGCGGCGCAGCAGACAUGAAGACCGAGACGCUAGACGUGGACAAGAAGUGGCACCGCGCCAUCAUUGGUCCCGGGGGUACUGUCCUCAACGCCUUGAUCGGCGAGGACCAGGCGGUGCUCGUCAAGGUCGGCGCCAAGGCUGACGACGGAUCCAACGCCAACGAGGACGUCGUCACUGUCCGCGGACCCUCGUCCGAGGUUGACCGUGUCAUCUCGCAGAUCAAGCAGAUCGUCGAGGAUGCCAAGAAUGACGAUAUCAUCAAUGGCUUCACGGCGGAACUUUCGGUCGAUAAGAAGCACGUCCCCCACCUCGUCGGGCAGGGCGGUAGCACCAUCAACAAGCUUCGGGAGACGCUGGGUGUCAAGGUCAACUUUGACGAUGCGGAGGACAAGAAGGGCAAGAAGACUGUCGCUUGCAAGAUCGUCGGACGCAAGGAAGCUGUCGAGGAAGCCAAGAAGCGUAUCAUUGCCCAGAUUGAGAAGCUUGAGGAUGAGACGACCGAGACUAUCACGAUCAAGCGCGCGAUCCAGCCGGCUCUUAUCGGUUCCAGCGGAAAGUACGCCAUCCGGCUCGAGGAGAAGUACGGCGUCAAGCUGUCCUUCCCCCGAGAGUCCAAGGACGGGACGGCACCUUCUAACCCGGACGAGGUGGUCAUCCGCGGUGGCAAGAAGGGAGUUGCGGCAGUCAAGGCCGAGCUCCUUGAGGCUGCCGCGUUCGAGACUGAAUCUAGGCAGUCUUUGACCUUCACCAUCCCCACGCGUGCGGUCGCGCAGGUGGUCGGGAAGGGCGGACAAGUGAUCAACGGGAUCAAGGAUGAGAGCGGGGCUCAGAUCGACAUUGACAAGAACGGCGAGGGGGGCAAGACGACCAUCACCUGCCGAGGCGACAAGAAGGCCAUUGCGGCUGCCAAGGCGGCUAUCCUCGCCGUGUCCGACUCGGUCGGGGAGGAGACGUCGGCAGAAAUCUCGGUGCCUCAAAAGUACCACCGCUCGCUUAUUGGUCAAGGCGGCCAAAAGCUGCGCGACCUCAUUGUCAGCUGUGGCGGGCCAGAGGAGACGUUCCGCCAGUCCGGACUCAUCACAUUCCCGAGGCAGGGGAAUGAGGAUAUGGACACCGUCAAGCUGCGCGGGGAGAAGGGGCUGGUGGCCAAGAUCAAGGCCGAGUUGGAGAAGCAGGUCAAGCAGCUCAAGGAGACCAAGAUUGAGGGUGUGGUCGUGCCGAAAGAUCAGCACGCUAGUAAGAUUGGUCGAGGGGGUAUGGCGCUCCAGUCGCUGCAGAGGGAGUCGGGCGCAACGAUCCACUUCCCCGGGUCGAGGCAGUAUGGUUCGGUCGGAGAGAUUGAGAAUGAUCUCCCGGCCGAGACGGACGCGGCGGACAUUGUCAAGGUCAUUGGGACCAAGGAGGCUAUUGCCAAGGCCAAGGAGUCUCUCGAGACCUUUGUCCAGCGCGCGCCUCGCGAGAACACCGGCCGCGGGACACCCGACCAGGCAUCUCGAUCUCUCUCCAUCCCCAAGAAGUACUAUCACGCUCUCGCAGACCAACAGAACCUCCUGCGUCAGAUCCGCUCUGCCGGCGGAUACCUCACUAUUCCUCAGCCGGCGCCGCCAAAGCCCAGCCACAAGCCCUCGGCUACCGCCAAUUCGGCCGCCAAGUCGGCUCGGAUCGAUGCGGACGGGGACGAGGGGGCGCAGCCCGAGGAGGGGAACUGGGAGGUCAGGGAGAACCACACCGAGGGCGCCGAGGGGGACGAGACGAUCGAUUGGGUCGUCAGGGGUAAAGAGGAGGAUCUGGACAAGGCGGUGGCGGUGCUCCAGGCCGCGCUGGAUGGGGCCAAGGCUGCGACUCAUGUCGGUCUCCUGACUGGUCUGCCCCGUUCGGCGUUCCCUCGGAUCAUCGGAACCAAGGGCGCGACGAUCUCGCGUCUGAGGUCCGAUACCGGCGCGGACAUCCAGGUCGGGAAGGACGAUGAUCUGAUUACUAUCACUGGAGAUGAAUCCUCGGUGAACCAAGCAAAAGACGCGAUUUUGGCCAUUGUGCAGCGUCCGUCCGGAGGUCAGAGGUACUAG
Messenger RNA from Dioszegia hungarica, 3822 nucleotides. RefSeq lists its product as uncharacterized. Bases 1 to 3822 code for a protein of 1273 amino acids. Gene Ontology annotation, biological process: nuclear division. Gene Ontology annotation, cellular component: cytoplasm; nucleus. The record is from RefSeq and is a predicted model, not a curated record. Lineage: Eukaryota; Fungi; Basidiomycota; Tremellomycetes; Tremellales; Bulleribasidiaceae. The transcript has 8 exons. Gene Ontology annotation, molecular function: mRNA binding.